GGCUCGCCGUGAGCUCUGCGAGCUGCGAUCGCUGCGGCGGCUGCGGCGGGUUGGAGCGGAGCUGCGGGCAAGAGUCGGGGUGCUGAAAGACAGACCUACCAGGACAACAUGAGAAGUGCAGCCAAGUCCUGGAGCCCUGUUGUCAAAGCAGGGAGCCAUGUAACAGACCGUGCACGACCUCUUCCCACAGCUUCCUCUGGCAUGAAGGCUUCUAAAUCUUCAACAUCAUUAGCAUUUGAGUCCCGGCUGAGCAAGCUCAAGAGGGCCAGCAGUGAGGACAUGCUCAACAAACCAGGAGGCACCUCCACUACUUCUGGAGUAGCCCGACUGAAGAAAACGUCCACCUCUGGAGCCAUCUCUGAGCUCAGUGAGAGCCGUCUGAGGAGCAACCCAGGGGCUGUGACUACAACCAAACGAACUGGCAUUCCAGCUCCUCGAGAGCUUUCAGUUACUGUCUCAAGAGAUAGAACUGUGCCACGUGGUCCCUCCAACCCAAGGAAAUUAGUGUCCAGCCCAACUUCUUCCAGCACACCCACCCCUACCAAGCAUCUGAGAAUCACUUCUACAAGACCCAAGCAAGAGAAUGAAGGUGGAGAAAAGGCUGUGCUGGAGUCACAAGUUCGGGAGCUUUUGGCAGAAGCCAAAGCUAAAGAUAGCGAAAUUAAUAGACUUCGAAGUGAGCUGAAGAAAUGCAAGGAGAAAAAGACUCUGGAUACUGAAGGAGCUGAUACCUUAGACCCAAGUGUAAGUGGAACAUUAGUCUCACCAUGUGAGUCAGAGCCUUUGCUAAGAGCUCUUGAAGAGAAGAACAAGGAUUUUCAGAAAGAGCUGGCUAAUUUAGAGGAAGAAAACCGAGUUUUGAAGGAGAAACUGACUUAUCUUGAGCACUCACCAAGUUCUGAACCAAGUCACACUGGUGAUAGCAGCUGUCCAACCUCUGUAACUCAGGAGUCCAGCUUUGGAAGUCCACCCGGAAAUCAGCUGUCAGGUGAAGUGGAGGAGUUUAAGAAAAAUAUACAUGAAAAUGCAUUACGGAAGUCAGGUUCUUCAAGUAGUGACGUCACCAAAGCUUCUUUAUCACCCGAUGCCUCUGAUUUUGAACACAUCUCAGCAGAGACCCCAUCUCGGCCCCUUUCUUCCACUAGCAACCCCUUUAAGAGCUCGAGGUGUUCAACUACAGGGAGUUCCCCUAACAAUGUGAGUGAAUUGUCCCUGGCAUCUCUUACAGAGAAGAUCCAAAAGAUGGAAGAAAAUCACCACAGCACAGCAGAAGAGCUGCAGGCUACUUUGCAAGAAUUAUCGGACCAGCAGCAAAUGGUGCAGGAAUUGACAGCUGAAAAUGAGAAGCUGGUGGAUGAGAAGUCUCUUUUGGAAACUUCCUUUCAUCAGCAUCGAGAGAGGGCAGAACACUUAAGUCAAGAAAAUGAGAAGCUGAUAAAUCUUUUACAAGAGCGAGCAAAGAAUGAAGAACCCAAAGCUCAAGAAGGAAAGAUUCUUGAACUGGAGCAGAAGUGCAAAGAGAUCCUUGAACAGGGUCGAUUUGAAAGGGAGAAGCUGCUCAAUAUUCAGCAGCAGCUAACCUGUAGCUUAAGGAAGGUUGAGGAAGAAAAUCAAGGAGCUUUGGAAAUGAUUAAGCACUUGAAGGAAGAAAAUGAAAAGCUAAAUGGGUUCUUAGAACUAGAAAGGAGUAAUAAGAGUGUGAUGUCCAAGACUUUGGAAGAACUUGAAGUUACUGUGGAAGGACUGAAGAUUGAAAAUGGAUCUUUGAAAAUUCAUUUGGAGAAUGAGAAGCAAAAAGCUGGAGAGACCUUUCCCACGGGGCCAGUGGAGGUGGAAUGUGAAGUUCAAGAGAUGUUGAAACUAACUCAAGCUGAGAAAGAUCAGUUGGAACUGUCUUGCUCUGAACUCAAAAAAGAAUUAUUGAAAGCAAAUGGGGAAAUUAAUCGGGUCUCAAGUCUACUAGCCAAGGUGGAAAAGGAUCAUUCUUACUUGAAGGAUAUAUGUGAUCAUCAAGCAGAACAGCUGAGUAGAACUAGCCUAAAACUGCAAGAGAAAGCCUCAGAGAGUGAUGCAGAGAUAAAAGACAUGAAAGAAACCAUAUUUGAAUUGGAAGAUCAGGUGGAACAGCACCGAGCUGUUAAAUUACAUAAUAAUCAACUCAUCAGUGAGCUAGAAAAUAAUGUGAUGAAGCUGGAAGAACAGAAGUUAGACCUGGAGAGGCAGCUGAAGACUCUAACGAAGCAGAUAAAGGAGGAGACUGAGGAGUGGAGGAGGUUUCAGGCCGACCUGCAGACUGCAGUGGUGGUAGCCAAUGACAUCAAGUGUGAGGCCCAGCAGGAGCUUCGAACAGUGAAGAGGAGACUGCUGGAGGAAGAGGAGAAGAAUGCCAAGCUGCAGAAGGAGCUGGGGGACAUACAGAGCCACAGCAGAUCUGUAAAUGAAGACUCAGAGCCCUCCGAGGUCAAUACCCCUGGCCAGUGGCAUGGCGUCUUUGUGAACAAAACAUCUCCAACAGCUGCAGAGUCUGCAACCACUGUAAAAUCCCUUAUCAAGUCUUUUGACUUGGGACGCCCAGGUGGCCCCGGACAGAAUAUUUCUGUCCAUAAGACCCCAAGAAGUCCCCUUAGUGGAAUACCAGUGAGGACUGCUCCAGCUGCUGCUGUUUCUCCCAUGCAGAGGCAUUCAUCAUACAGCAACGUGCGGUCAGCCAGCAAAGGAAUAACUCAACACUUGGAUCUUCCAGAUCUUCCUCUCUCAGAUCUUCUGAAAGUAAAGCCAGACCCUUAUCUUCGUAAGAGUCCUUCACUUGAGUCUCUGAGCAGACUUCCUUCUCUGAAUUUUGGGAGCACCAGACUGCUGAGCGCCUCUACUGGGGGAUUGAAGUCACAGAGCAAACUCAGUGUGGAACGAAGAGACCCGCUGGCUGCAUUGGCCCGGGAAUAUGGGGGUUCCAAGCGCAAUGCUCUGCUGAAGUGGUGCCAGAAAAAGACAGAAGGCUAUGCGAACAUUGAUAUCACCAACUUCAGCAGCAGCUGGAGUGAUGGCCUGGCCUUCUGUGCUCUACUCCAUACUUACCUGCCUGCCCACAUCCCAUACCAGGAGCUGAAUAGUCAGGAGAAAAAAAAGAAUCUCUUGUUGGCAUUUGAAGCAGCUGAAAGCGUAGGCAUCAAACCCAGCCUGGAGCUCAGUGAGAUGCUCUACACAGACCGGCCUGACUGGCAGAGUGUGAUGCAGUACGUCUCCCAGAUCUACAAGUACUUCGAGACAUAAGACUAGAGCAUCCAAAGAAACCCCCUCGUGACCUACAGGAUCACUGAGCUUCAGCCUGCCACUGCUCUGGUUCCAGCCCUGGAAUUGUAUGAGGCAGCCUGUGGCCACUGCUCUGUCCUCCACUUGUUCUGCCCACUACGUUUCAAAGGAAAGUUCAUCCAGGGGACCAGUCCACAACAGAAAGACAGCUGGACUCACCACUACCAACUCUACAUCUGCACAUUGGGAGGAUAAGUGAGGGGAACCUUGCUCCCCAAGGACCAUCCUUUAUCUAGACGUGGGUCAUGGGUCUACACCUCAGUUUAUCCUGAGGACCCUGCAUGAACUUCCCCACUCCCAUCUGGAAUUCUGUGCCUGACCUACAUUGAGAUUCACAGCAAACACUUCUUCCCAGUCAGUCCUCAUCAGACUAUCUUUUCCCCCUUAAAACUACUUUGCCCUGGCCAGCCCACUCCUUUUCCCCAAACCACUUAAUGGGACACCAGGAGCAAAUAGUCAUUUGCUCUCAAACUGCCUGGAAAUACACAAUCCAGUGCUUUUGAAGAGGGGAUGGGGAAAUACACUCAUGUGCCAGAGAAGAGUUUUAAUACCUAAAAUUGAGUGACAGGAGUAAGAUUUCCCUCCCCCCCCCUCAACUUAUGUGAUUCCGAGUAGAAGACAAGACAGGAACCCUAGGGAGUUUGCUGCAAAAGGAGAGCUCAGAACCUACAGAAAACUGGCGCUCACCUUCCCACCAGCAUUUGACACAAACAUCUCACACAUGGGAAAUGGCCUGGAAUGUGGGGUUUUCAUGAAUUUUCACUAUUAAAUAGUCUGAAGAUGUGUUUCUUGGAAUAUUGCACACAUGCAAAUUUAAAUAGUGUUUCAGCAGCAAACUCCUGCCUGUGCACAGUAAAAUGAAGCCUUACGGGUGGGUGACUCCAUUUAUAAUUGAAGACAGAAAAUAAGGUUUUUCUCCCCUUCUGUGGGCACCAUAAGUGGUAGCCUGAGAACUUCUGUGCAGCCUUCACUCCUCUCUUAAGGGUUUGGUGCAGGUACUGAUUUGUCUUUUUAUCUUUUUGGGCAGUGAAAUGAGUUUAUUUAACAAAUGAAGAUGCAAGUAAAUUUGAAGUAAACUCA
Molecule: messenger RNA, 4389 nt
Organism: Suncus etruscus (white-toothed pygmy shrew)
Lineage: Eukaryota; Metazoa; Chordata; Mammalia; Eulipotyphla; Soricidae
Gene: SPECC1
Product: sperm antigen with calponin homology and coiled-coil domains 1
Exons: 15
Coding region: 109-3270 (1053 amino acids)
Biological process (GO): actin cytoskeleton organization
Cellular component (GO): filamentous actin; microtubule organizing center
Molecular function (GO): protein binding
Source: RefSeq, a predicted model, not a curated record